AUGGAACUCAAUCUAAACCGUGUUGAUUAUCUGCAGGUUGGGGUAACGUCUCAGAAAACAAUGAGGCUUCUUCCUGCAAUAGGACGGAAAGCCACUCAAAAGGUUGCUGUGGCUGAUCAGGAUGGAGUUGUCACCUGCUUUGGAAUGAAAAAGGGGGAGGCAGUUCCCGUCUUUAAGACUCUGCCUGGACAGAAGAUCUCCAGACUGGAUCUGGGAGGGGCACUGGGAACUCCCCAGGAGAAGAUUUUCAUUGCGGCUGGUUCUGAGGUCAAGGGAUACACCAAAAAAGGCAAACAGUUCCUGUCGUUUGAAGCCAAUCUGGCCGAGAGCAUCAAAGCCAUGUAUGUUUCAGGAGCAGACCUUUUUGUGUGUGCGAGUUACAUCUACAACCACUAUUGUGACUGCAAGGAUCAAGAUUACUACCUUUCAGGGGACAAAAUCAAUGACAUCGUCUGCCUGCCUGCGGAGAGCUCCGGGCGUGUUGUACCUGUACUGGCGUGUCAGGAUCGCGUUCUCAGAGUGCUGCAGGGGUCUGAGCUCAUGUAUGAAGUUGAAGUUUCUGGUCCUCCAUCUGUUUUAGAGUUAAACAACAGAGAUGGAGGUGGUGCGGGAGGAGAGGUUCUCUAUGGCACAGCGGAUGGGAAACUGGGGCUCUUUAAGAUCGCAGAAUCUUCUCCAGUUCAGAAAUGGGAGCUUGACAAUGAGAAGAAAAAAGGAGGCAUCCUGUGCAUUGAUACCUUUGACAUUCUGGGCGACGGGGUGAGAGAGAUCCUUGUUGGCAGGGAUGAUGGGACUGUGGAGGUGUACGGGCUGGACAGCUCCGGCGAGCCUACCCUGCGCUUUGAGCACGUACUGUCAGAGAGCGUUACAUCCAUCCAGGGAGGCUGCGUCGGAAAGGAGAAUUACGAUGAGGUUCUAACAGCAACUUACACAGGCUGGGUGACUGGACUCACCACUGAACCUCAGCAGGAAGAGGCGGGGCCAGGAGAGGAAAUGAAGAUGAGUCAGGAGACUCAGAACAAAGUUGCUGCUCUCAGGGCGGAGCUGGAGCAGCUGCAGCUGAAGGUCCUUCAGGAGAGGGAGAAGUACCAGCAGACCUCUCAGUCCAGCACAGCUGUCUCCGCUGUGCCCGUCUUCAGCGUCAACGACAAGCUGACCCUCUGUCAGGACGAUGCCAGCUACAGCCUCACCCUGGAGGUGCAGACCGCCAUCGACAACCUGCUCCUCCAGAGUGAUGUCCCAAUCGACUUGCUGGACGUGGAUAAAAAUUCAGCUGUUGUGAGCUUCAGCGAGUGUGAUUCAGAGCAACCAAAUGGCAAUUUCCUUCUUGCUACCUAUAGAUGUCAAGCAAAUACUACAAGACUGGAGCUUAAGGUGCGAUCCAUAGAGGGUCAGUAUGGAACACUGCAGGCCUACAUCACACCCCGCCUGCAGCCCAAAACCUGCCAGGUUCGACAGUAUCAGAUUAAGCCUUUGUCUCUCCACCAAAGGGUUCACUCGAUCGACCAAGACAGGCCUAUGAACACUUUGAGUUUGGUUGGCCAGUUCAGCUUGGCAGAGAUCCAUUCAUGGGUCGUGUUCUGUCUGCCAGAGGUUCCUGAGAAGACUCCCGCUGGGGAGACUGUCACUUUUUACUUUCAGAACACUUUUCUUGGCACACAGCUCGAAACCAACUACAGCAAAGGGGAAGGCCACUUCAAAUCCGACAACAUCUCUACAAUUUCCAUUCUGAAGGAUGUUCUUUCCAAAGAGGCAACCAAAAGAAAAAUCAACCUCAACAUCUCCUACGAUAUCAAUGAAGAAUCUGUCAGCCACACUCUGAAAAUGAUUCAUCCCAAACUGGAGUACCAGCUGCUUCUUGCUAAAAAGGUUCAGCUGAUCGACGCUUUAAAAGAAUUGCAGGUUCACGAAGGAAACACCGACUUCCUGAUUCCCGAAUACCGCAGUAUUCUUGAAGAGUCCGCCCAACUUCUUGAGGAGUACAAGAAACAGCCCGCACAUCUGGAACGGCUGUAUGGCAUGAUUACAGAUCUCUUCAUCGACAAAUUCAAGUUCAAGGGACAGAAUGUGAAAACCAAAGUUUCACAGCUACUAGAAAUUUUGGACAACUAUGAUCUGAAUUCUUUAAUGAAUUUUUUUAAUGAGGGGUAG
Megalops cyprinoides (Indo-Pacific tarpon) is the source of this 2151-nucleotide messenger RNA. It is a transcript of the gene bbs7, whose product is annotated as Bardet-Biedl syndrome 7. Bases 1 to 2151 code for a protein of 716 amino acids. The transcript has 19 exons. Gene Ontology annotation, biological process: non-motile cilium assembly; intracellular protein localization; intracellular transport. Lineage: Eukaryota; Metazoa; Chordata; Actinopteri; Elopiformes; Megalopidae. The record is from RefSeq and is a predicted model, not a curated record. Gene Ontology annotation, molecular function: protein binding. Gene Ontology annotation, cellular component: ciliary basal body; neuron projection; axoneme.